Dromiciops gliroides (monito del monte) is the source of this 7759-nucleotide messenger RNA. It is a transcript of the gene SCAI, whose product is annotated as suppressor of cancer cell invasion. The transcript has 18 exons. Gene Ontology annotation, cellular component: nucleus. Gene Ontology annotation, biological process: DNA-templated transcription. NCBI's taxonomy places the organism in Eukaryota, Metazoa, Chordata, Mammalia, Microbiotheria, Microbiotheriidae. The record is from RefSeq and is a predicted model, not a curated record. Gene Ontology annotation, molecular function: transcription corepressor activity. The coding region runs from base 83 to 1903 and encodes 606 amino acids.
CGCCACCGCCGCCGCCGCCUCAGCCUCGCGAGCGCAGCGGCCGCCGGAGCAGCUCCCGCGGCGGAGCCGGGGCCGGGGACGGAUGGUCAGAGGAGGCCGCCAGCAGCAGCCGCGGACCCGCCUGCCCUCCAGACUAACUGGCACAGUGGAGAAACCACCUCGAAAACGGAAAAGCAGGACUGAAUUUGCUCUUAAAGAAAUCAUGUCCUCUGGAGGAGCUGAAGAUGAUAUCCCACAGGGAGAGAGAAAAACAGUCACUGAUUUUUGUUACCUACUGGAUAAAUCUAAGCAGCUAUUCAAUGGGUUAAGAGAUUUGCCACAGUAUGGACAAAAGCAGUGGCAAUCGUAUUUUGGGCGAACUUUUGACGUCUACACCAAACUCUGGAAGUUCCAACAGCAACAUCGUCAAGUCUUGGACAAUCGGUAUGGCUUGAAGCGAUGGCAGAUAGGGGAAAUUGCUUCCAAGAUUGGGCAGCUUUACUACCAUUAUUACCUGCGUACAUCUGAGACCAGCUAUCUGAAUGAGGCCUUUUCCUUCUACUCUGCAAUCAGACAGAGAUCUUAUUACUCUCAAGUCAGUAAAGAGGACAGACCUGAGUUGGUGGUUAAGAAGCUACGGUACUAUGCAAGAUUUAUAGUGGUUUGCCUUCUCCUCAAUAAAAUGGAUGUUGUAAAGGAUCUGGUCAAGGAACUAUCUGAUGAAAUUGAAGAUUAUACUCAUCGCUUUAAUACUGAAGAUCAGGUGGAGUGGAACCUAGUACUUCAGGAGGUUGCAGCUUUUAUUGAGGCAGAUCCAGUCAUGGUUUUAAAUGAUGACAAUACCAUUGUUAUCACAUCUAACCGACUGGCUGAAGCAGGGGCCCCCUUGCUGGAGCAAGGGAUGAUUGUAGGACAGUUGACUCUGGCUGAUGCACUCAUUAUUGGCAACUGUAAUAAUCAGGUGAAGUUUAGUGAACUAACUGUUGACAUGUUCCGGAUGUUACAGGCUUUAGAACGAGAGCCAAUGAAUUUAGCUUCACAGAUGAACAAACCUGGAAUGCAGGAAUCUGCUGACAAGCCUGCCCGGCGAGAAAACCCUCAUAAAUAUCUGCUGUACAAACCAACCUUCAGCCAGCUAUAUACAUUUUUAGCAGCUUCUUUUAAGGAGCUGCCAGCCAACAGUGUGCUCCUGAUUUACCUGUCAGCCACUGGAGUUUUUCCCACAGGUCGUUCUGAUAGUGAAGGUCCAUAUGAUUUUGGAGGAGUCCUCACUAACAGUAAUCGAGAUAUCAUAAAUGGAGAUGCCAUCCACAAACGAAAUCAGACCCAUAAAGAAAUGCACUGCCUUCAUCCUGGAGAUCUCUACCCUUUCACCAGAAAACCCCUGUUUAUCAUUGUGGACUCAUCUAAUAGUGUUGCCUAUAAGAAUUUCACAAACUUAUUUGGACAACCUCUGGUCUGCUUGCUUUCUCCAACAACAUAUCCAAAAGCAUUACAAGAUCAGUCUCAACGUGGUAGCCUCUUCACUCUCUUUCUGAAUAAUCCUCUAAUGGCCUUCCUGUUUGUCUCUGGAUUGUCAAGCAUGCGUAGAGGUCUAUGGGAAAAAUGUCAAGAAUACCUACGAAAAAUCAACCGGGAUAUUGCCCAACUGCUGACCCACUCACGUUCCAUAGAUCAGGCUUUUCUCCAGUUUUUCGGGGAUGAAUUUCUUCGCUUGCUUCUCACCAGAUUUGUCUUCUGUUCAGCUACCAUGAGGAUGCACAAGAUUUUUCGGCAGGAAACCCGAAAUUAUCCAGAAACAUAUCCUCAGCUGCCAAGGGAUGAAACAGUUGAAAACCCUCAUCUUCAGAAGCACAUUUUGGAGCUGGCGUCUAUCCUGGAUGUGCGAAACGUGUUCUUUGAGAAUACUAUAGAUGACUAUUAAUUGAACUCUCGUUGAAACUGUGUUUCAUUAGCCACAGAUUUUAAAUGGUGCAGUUUUUUAAUGUGAUGAUACAUAGUGGCAUUAAAUUUUUAUUUUUAAAUUUAGGACCACCAUUUUACAGACAACUCAAAAUAAUAUUCUUCUGACAGAUAGGGUAACUUUUGUAAUCCAGUCUUUGUGAUCUUUUAAAAGCUAGAAUAACCCUGGAAGUUUUUGUUGUUGUCGUCGUUGUCGUUGUUUUGGGGGUUGAAGAGUCCCAGCUCCAACAACUGGUCCUAAAUUCAAAUACAUAAUCAGCGACCACUCUCACCCAGAGAAGAAUAAAUCAUUUAUUUUUGUAUGAUGAGAAAAAUCCAACAGUGAUAUUUUAUCCUGAAAAGUCUGGAUUUGGAAAAAUAGAGAAUUGUUCACAAAGAUGAACCCAAUCAACUUAGACCAAUACUAGGAAAAACAAGAGCGUAGCCCUUCCAUAACACUUGUUUUCACUCAAUAUCAUUAUUUAAAGAGGGGGGGAAAGGCUGAUUCUUUGAGUUUGUAUGAAUUUGUCUCCUUUAGUCAAUCAUUCACUUUCUUUAAAUACCAUCAGAUUUUUAGAUUCCAUGGAGAGUGAUUUGCUCCUGAGUGAACUUUUCUGGAAACUUUAGGUGUUACAUGACAACAUAUUAGAGUUAUAUGUAUCUUUUUCUGUCACCACAUGUAUUUGUCUUAUUUUCUAGCUCUCUCAUGUUGCCAGUCAUUUGAGAACCACAUCUAAAAUACUUCAGUCUGAAGUACAAACCCUCUCUUGCAAAAUGUCAUGGUUAUUGGCACCAUAGUACAUUAACAUCAGCAGAAAAAUGUGAAUUUAAACUCUUUAACUAGCAGGACCAAAUUUGUAAACUCAGUUUUUAGCUGUGACAUCUCUAGCCACAGGGGUACAAGUAGAAAAAGACUGAAGUUUUAAUUAUUCCUGUGGCCAGCUCUAAAUCUGAAUAGUUUCAAAUAUAAGGCUGUCAUUAGUUUUGGAAAUAUGGAAGAAGGGAGAAAACCCUCAUGAGAGGAAAUUAAUGUUGGGCAUAUAUAGGACCUUUUGCAUCCACACAUAGUUUUGUGAGGGGUGGGGGUGGCUAAAGAGGGUCUGGUUUCAUUCUCUUAUCCUGCUUAUUUUUCUGUUGGCACCAGCAAGGAAUUAGCCUUUUUUCCCCUCAUUGGGGUUGAAUGAAGUUAUCCUAUUGCAUUCUUUUGAUGUACUAUAUUCUAAGUCUAAAAACAAAUGACAGAAAAAUCUAUGAGCCAAAAUGCCCAUUUACAUCAUUAUCUGGACAGCCUCCAUGCCGUCUCCCCCAGCCUAGAAAGGAAUAAAUCAAGUGAUUACUUUUGUUACUUAUGCCCUAAAGAAAAAUAUACUUUGGUUUUAUUCACCUUGUUUAGAGCUAUGCCACAGUUUGUGUUAACUGAUAGCAAUUCUGAUUUUCUGGUUUCUUCUCUGAAAUAUGUAAUAGUUAUGAAGCUUUAGCAUUUUAAGAUGUACAAAGAUGAAUUAUUUUGAAGAAAGAAUUCAGUGUUUGGUGGAUCCAUAUUCCAUUUGCAAUUCUUUUUCUCCUGGCACUACAAACUUAGAAACCGAAUGUCAUUGGUCCCUUAAACUCAAUUCAGUGAUUUUUUAAAAACAACCUUUUGAGACACAAAUGUCCAUAGCACAUUUCCUGUAUUGGCAAGGUUUGAAUGACAGCCUACCCAGAACAGUAUUCUUUCUAUCUGUGGUGUGUCUAUGAAGAACACUAGACUCAGAGCCAGGAUCCUAGAAUUCCAGGGCCAUGCCUUUAGUUAACAUUGAGACCAAUCUUAAAAUCUGAUUUGGACCUCAAAAGUCAUUUAGUCCAACCCAUACCUGAAAAAUAAUUUUCUCUAUAACUUCCCCAAGAAAUAGUGAUCUAAUCAUCACUUGAAGACCUCUGGUAACACUGAAUAAACUACCUCCUGAGGCAACCCAUUCUACUUUUGGACUGCUCUUACUCUUAGAAAGCAUUCCUUUAUAUGAAGCCUAAAUCUGUCUCUACAACUUCCAUUUAAUGUUCCUAGUUAUGCCCUGUAGAGUUAGGCAGAACAAAACUAAACCCUUGAAGAUUGGCCAUCAGCUUCCCCCUAAGAAGUCUCUUCUCCAAGCUAAACAUCACUCAGAUCCUCAUCUGGCAUACUUUAGCAUCCCCUCACCAUUCUAGUUACUCUCCUCUAGUUGUACUCCAAUUUGUCAAUAUCCUUCAUAAAAUGUGUACCUGGAGCUCAAUACUUGCAUACCGACAAGGGCAGAGCAUGUCAUUCUGUACACAGUGCAAUGUUUUUUUAGUUGCCACAUCAUGCUAUUAACUCACAUUGAUCUUUCAGUCACUCCUCCCAGGCCUUAGUUUCCUUUUCUUUAAAAUGAAGGAAUUGUACUAGGUGCUCCCUGAGGUCUCUUCCAGCACUAUAAUUCUAAGACAUUAGUUACUCAUUUCAAAAGAGAGUGAUUAUCUGAGCAAAUAUUUGUUAUUUAAAUGCAUGCAUACUACCUUUCAUGCUCCAGAAGCAGUCCAAGGCCCUGUUGCGCUAGAAAUCUUCAGACAGGAUCAAUAACCAAGCAAUAAGGACUGCUUUGUCUAGGUAUGUGUGUUCUAACAAAGACUGAUGUACAGUUUUGCUCCUUAGGCUGAAAUAGACUUUGCUGCUUUGUAGCAAUUGUGUUUUCUCUUGGUAAUAGUUAAUCUCUAAAUGGAUCUUGAGUGGAAUUAUGAAAAGAAUAGAAACAUACUAAAAACUACAAAAUCAGGGCUCCAAAAAACAAAUUUCAAGCACAAUAGUUUUAUUACUACUAAUUUUCAUAAUAAUUAUAGUAAUAAUGAUAUUUGCAUUUGUAUAGUAUUUUCAAUUAAUUGGUAAUCAUGUUUUAUCCUCACAACUCUGAAGCAAAUAAGAUAUGUAUUAUUCCUGUUUUCCAAGUAAAGAAACUGGACCCCAGAGUCUUUGAUACUCAUUUAAAAUCACAAGCAUGGUUAUUGAUAGAAAUAGCUCCAAAACCUAGGACAUCCUUAACUAUCACUCCAACAUUUUUUUUUUUCACUAGAUCACACACUUCUAUAGUGUCUUUUUGAAAAGUUUUUUUAAAGGAGUUUUUAGCUGUGGCACUUGUUUUAGAACAUGUGAGGGUUUGUAUGUUGUUGGGGUUUUUUGUCAAAUUGCACAAAACAUUGUCUCAUUCAAAAAGAGUUGUGUGAGGGGCGGCUGGGUGGAGUCAGGAGUGCCUGAGUUCAAAUCCGACCUCAGACACUUAACACACACUUACUAGCUGUGUGACCCUGGGCAAGUCACUUAACCCCAAUUGCCUCACUUAAAAAAAAAAAAAGAGUUGUGUGAAAUUAAGAAACUAAAGAUUCAGCGUGCACAUGCAAGUGUUUGGGGUUUUUUACUUAGAAUUAAAAUGACAGUUAAAAUUGUAUGGAUUUAUUUUUAGUAGGGCUAUGUUCCUUCUUGAAGUGUAUUUCCUAAAACAAAGGGUUUUAAAACAUGCCCAAGAACUUGAAAUUAGAAAUUUAAAAAGCACAGCACAUUUGACCUCUUUGUACCUUCCUUAAGUUUUUACCACACUGAAACGUUUAAAAACCCUAGAGGAAAAAUACCAUGCAGUCCUGAGUCCCAACCACUUUCUCUCUUAUAGGACUUCUCUCUCAUUUUCUUCUUAUGUUUUAAUUCCCUGAAAUAGAUAAGAAUUAUACUUUAUUUCUAUAUUUGUAUGGCACUAAAUAGAAGAAACACACCUGGUUUGGAGUGGGCCCUUUGGAUAAAUGAGCAAUUGAACUUUCUCAAUCCAUUACUUCCUGGCAUACAUCUGUCUCUGCUAAUUAUACCCUGCUUUCUAUGAGUUAGUUAUUUUGAUUCUAGUUGGUGACCAUUAGAGAGUCAAUUAAAUUGUGUUCACAGUACUUAGUUGAGAACUGGCACCAAAGUUGCAUGCAGCCAACAUUGAUCAGAAUGAGAUGUGUUCCAUUCAAUUCAACAGAAAUUUAUAAAUAUCUAUUCUGUGUAAUCCAACUCAUUUCCAGGAUUCGAAAGCAUAAUGAGUAUAGGGCAGUGAUAGCUGGAGAUAUGUGGCACUUCUCUGUACAUGAUUCCUGCCAUUACUCCAACAUUAGAUUUGGGGUGAACCUGAGUUAUUUUGACUUCGAUAAGAAUGAUACUAGGGCUUUCCUAUUAGUUGGUUAUGGCAUGUUGAGUGUAUCUGUAUGUGUGUGUGUGCAUUAAUAUGUUGGGAAAGUAAGCAGUAUCCUUUUGAGGGACUGUGGUUCUAUGGUUGCCUUUAUUUAUUUUGAAUCCUUUUCUUGUAAUGGUAUAUACGUAUAAAAAUAUUUUUGUGAUGCUUGAUGCAAUCUUGUGUGUGUACAUGUAUGUAUAUGUGUAUAUAUUUGUAAAUACAUUGGUAUGAAAUGAUACAGUAUAUGUAUAUUAUAUACGUCAUGGCUAUUGUGGCAUGAAUUUAUUUUCGUUUAUUGAGGACACAAGAGUGACAUCAUUCAUGUUGUUCUCAUAAAGGCUGUGGCUGUAUCCCUUUCAAGAGCCUCUAUUUUGAGGGGCUCGUGUUUGGGUAAAUAAUUUGGGAAUUAAAUUAGAACCUGACAAUCUCAGCAAGAGCCAAUCUUUCACAGUUUGGAAAUCAUCAGAAAUUCUUAUUUAAGUUGUUGAUAAAUUUGUGAAAUAAACCUAUGGAGACUGGGUAUAUGAAAUGAAGAUUCAUAUCUUAAAUGGUGGCACUUACUGGUACUGUAUUAGUGUCUUAUUUCUUAAUCUAAAGUAUGGAAUCACUUUGUACUUAGUAGGUUACCCAUUAGGGACUAAUUAUGGGAGUGUGGGUAACAGUUGAUUUCAUCAAUAAACCAAGAUGAAUGGAUGCAUAUGAAAGGUCAUCUGUCCUUUAAAAAAGGAAAAAUUAUUUCCCAACUGCACUGAAACCUGAUAUUGGAUUUAAUUUUUUUCUUCAUUCCUGUGGUUUGUUUUUUCCUGUGUAUGUCUUUGUGAGGCAGGGAAAGGAGCAUUUGCUAUCUUCAGGCUUCUGCUCUCCUUGAGGUAGCCCUAGAAAAAAGGACUAAAGGUAAGGUGAACUUUAAUUUCACCAGUUUCUGCUUGUUCUGAAGCAGUUUGUUAACUCUUCUGUACCUAUAGAAAUUGGGUAACCUCAACAUUUUUCAUUGUAGAGCCUUCUGAUUAAAGCAAAAAUAGCAAUUGAGUGUCAAUUUUAAGUUGGUAUUGGGGUGUUUAAGUGAAACAAUUCCAGUCUCCAAUGAUCAGAAAGAAUCAGUGCAAAAAUUACUUUCUCUGUGAAGCCAUUUAGUACCUUCAUUUGAAUGACAAGCUGAGAGUUGAAACAAGGUCCUUAGUGUUAGGCCUGUAGUAUCCUAUAUACUGCUGUGAGGAACUGAAGAGGGGAAAAAGCAGUUGGACUAUCCACAUUGUGCAAAACAGGACUCCAACAAGAAUAAUGAAUAGCUUUGUGAGCUUACACCCGUUUUAGACCUUGGAAUACAGUUGGACAUACAGUGUUGAGUUAUUUGGAAGAUACUACCAUGUUUAGAUAGCAUACAUAUUUUCAUGGAAUGGUUCAAGGUGCUCAAUAAUUGUUUUGCAUUUGGAGUGCUUUCACUGCAGAAAUCAAACUGGUUGUAAUUUUUGCAAAAUAAAACAUAAAUCAACUCCCUUUUCUUGGUUGAGAUAAAAAUUGUUUCCCAAACUAUCAACCUCGAUAUUUCUUUUUGCUGUAUUAAGAGAACAACAUUUUGUAACAUUUUCAGUUACAGAAUAUAAUUGAAAGUGAAGAUUCAAAUACUUAGCUGUUUUUUGUUCUUAAUAAAG